AUGUCACCGAGCCGCGUGGCCUGGCGUCCACUCACAGAGGACGAAACACGAGCUGUAUUCGAGAAGCUCGCAAACUAUGUAGGAAAAAAUCUCGUACACAUCAUUAAUCCAUCCGGUGCGUCCUCCAAAGAGGAUGUAGAAGACGACGAAGACACAGCACCUCUUCUCAGAUUGCAGAAGGAUAAGGUUUUCUUGUUGAACACAUCUAUCAACAACUUAGCUACAUCUGUAGCCCGUCCUAACCUCAUUAGUCUCGGUCAAUGCUUAGGAAAAUUCACGAAAUCUGGAAAAUUUAAACUCGGGAUUGGUUCUUUGGAUGUACUCGCUAGAUGGGCUAGAUAUAAGGUCUGGGUAAAGCCAAAUGGUGAACUUCCAUUCUUAUACGGUAACCACGUCGUCAAAGCACAUUUGGGUAGAAUUACUGAGGAUACACCAGAGCAUCAAGGUGUUGUAGUACUCAGUAUGUCGGAUAUCCCACUCGGUUUCGGUGUCAGUGCGAGAUCAACGGUCGACACUCGCAAGCUUGAUCCAACGGGAUUGGUUGUAUUCCACCAAGCAGAUGUUGGUGAAUACUUGAGAGAUGAGGAUACACUCUUUUAG
Wallemia mellicola CBS 633.66 is the source of this 600-nucleotide messenger RNA. Its product is annotated as cytosolic large ribosomal subunit protein. Bases 1 to 600 code for a protein of 199 amino acids. Gene Ontology annotation, cellular component: preribosome, large subunit precursor; nucleolus; nucleus. The record is from RefSeq and is a predicted model, not a curated record. The transcript has 4 exons. NCBI's taxonomy places the organism in Eukaryota, Fungi, Basidiomycota, Wallemiomycetes, Wallemiales, Wallemiaceae. Gene Ontology annotation, molecular function: RNA binding. Gene Ontology annotation, biological process: ribosomal large subunit biogenesis; ribosome assembly.